Hydra vulgaris (swiftwater hydra) is the source of this 2556-nucleotide messenger RNA. Its product is annotated as protein PFC0760c-like. The record is from RefSeq and is a predicted model, not a curated record. NCBI's taxonomy places the organism in Eukaryota, Metazoa, Cnidaria, Hydrozoa, Anthoathecata, Hydridae.
AUGAUUAGAACAGGAAGUGGAGCAAAAGUUACCAUUGCUUUCAAAAUGUCUGGAACAAAUGAACAAGAUGAUAACCAGGUAGAUUAUCUUAUAGAUGAUAACAAGGUAGAUUAUCUUAUAGAUGAUAACAAGGUAGAUUAUCUUAUAGAUGAUAACAAGGUAGAUUAUCUUAUAGAUGAUAACAAGGUAGAUUAUCUUAUAGAUGAUAACCAGGUAGAUUAUCUUAUAGAUGAUAACAAGGUAGAUUAUCUUAUAGAUGAUAACAGGGUAGAUUAUCUUAUAGAUGAUAACAAGGUAGAUUAUCUUAUAGAUGAUAACAAGGUAGAUUAUCUUAUAGAUGAUAACAAGGUAGAUUAUCUUAUAGAUGAUAACCAGGUAGAUUAUCUUAUAGAUGAUAACAAGGUAGAUUAUCUUAUAGAUGAUAACAGGGUAGAUUAUCUUAUAGAUGAUAACAAGGUAGAUUAUCUUAUAGAUGAUAACCAGGUAGAUUAUCUUAUAGAUGAUAACAAGGUAGAUUAUCUUAUAGAUGAUAACAGGGUAGAUUAUCUUAUAGAUGAUAACAAGGUAGAUUAUCUUAUAGAUGAUAACAAGGUAGAUUAUCUUAUAGAUGAUAACAAGGUAGAUUAUCUUAAAGAUGAUAACAAGGUAGAUUAUCUUAUAGAUGAUAACAAGGUAGAUUAUCUUAUAGAUGAUAACCAGGUAGAUUAUCUUAUAGAUGAUAACAAGGUAGAUUAUCUUAUAGAUGAUAACAGGGUAGAUUAUCUUAUAGAUGAUAACAAGGUAGAUUAUCUUAUAGAUGAUAACAAGGUAGAUUAUCUUAUAGAUGAUAACAAGGUAGAUUAUCUUAUAGAUGAUAACCAGGUAGAUUAUCUUAUAGAUGAUAACAAGGUAGAUUAUCUUAUAGAUGAUAACAGGGUAGAUUAUCUUAUAGAUGAUAACAAGGUAGAUUAUCUUAUAGAUGAUAACAAGGUAGAUUAUCUUAUAGAUGAUAACAAGGUAGAUUAUCUUAUAGAUGAUAACAAGGUAGAUUAUCUUAUAGAUGAUAACAAGGUAGAUUAUCUUAUAGAUGAUAACAAGGUAGAUUAUCUUAUAGAUGAUAACAAGGUAGAUUAUCUUAUAGAUGAUAACAAGGUAGAUUAUCUUAUAGAUGAUAACAAGGUAGAUUAUCUUAUAGAUGAUAACAAGGUAGAUUAUCUUAUAGAUGAUAACAAGGUAGAUUAUCUUAUAGAUGAUAACAAGGUAGAUUAUCUUAUAGAUGAUAACAAGGUAGAUUAUCUUAUAGAUGAUAACAAGGUAGAUUAUCUUAUAGAUGAUAACAAGGUAGAUUAUCUUAUAGAUGAUAACAAGGUAGAUUAUCUUAUAGAUGAUAACAAGGUAGAUUAUCUUAUAGAUGAUAACAAGGUAGAUUAUCUUAUAGAUGAUAACAAGGUAGAUUAUCUUAUAGAUGAUAACAAGGUAGAUUAUCUUAUAGAUGAUAACAAGGUAGAUUAUCUUAUAGAUGAUAACAAGGUAGAUUAUCUUAUAGAUGAUAACAAGGUAGAUUAUCUUAUAGAUGAUAACAAGGUAGAUUAUCUUAAAGAUGAUAACAAGGUAGAUUAUCUUAUAGAUGAUAACAAGGUAGAUUAUCUUAUAGAUGAUAACCAGGUAGAUUAUCUUAUAGAUGAUAACAAGGUAGAUUAUCUUAUAGAUGAUAACAGGGUAGAUUAUCUUAUAGAUGAUAACAAGGUAGAUUAUCUUAUAGAUGAUAACAAGGUAGAUUAUCUUAUAGAUGAUAACAAGGUAGAUUAUCUUAUAGAUGAUAACAAGGUAGAUUAUCUUAUAGAUGAUAACAAGGUAGAUUAUCUUAUAGAUGAUAACAAGGUAGAUUAUCUUAUAGAUGAUAACAAGGUAGAUUAUCUUAUAGAUGAUAACAAGGUAGAUUAUCUUAUAGAUGAUAACAAGGUAGAUUAUCUUAUAGAUGAUAACAAGGUAGAUUAUCUUAUAGAUGAUAACAAGGUAGAUUAUCUUAUAGAUGAUAACAAGGUAGAUUAUCUUAUAGAUGAUAACAAGGUAGAUUAUCUUAUAGAUGAUAACAAGGUAGAUUAUCUUAUAGAUGAUAACAAGGUAGAUUAUCUUAUAGAUGAUAACAAGGUAGAUUAUCUUAUAGAUGAUAACAAGGUAGAUUAUCUUAUAGAUGAUAACAAGGUAGAUUAUCUUAUAGAUGAUAACAAGGUAGAUUAUCUUAUAGAUGAUAACAAGGUAGAUUAUCUUAUAGAUGAUAACAAGGUAGAUUAUCUUAUAGAUGAUAACAAGGUAGAUUAUCUUAUAGAUGAUAACAAGGUAGAUUAUCUUAUAGAUGACAACAAGGUAGAUUAUCUUAUAAAUAAAGUAAAUAAAGCUCUGAUCUUAGAAACUGAUAACAUGAAAGGGUAUGUAGUAGAUAACAUGAAAGUAAAUGUAGUAGAUAACACAAAAGUGUAUGUAGUAGAUAACAUGAAAGGGUAUGUAGUGGAUAACAUGAAAGGGUAUGUAGUGGAUAACAUGAAAGAGUAUGUAGUGAAUAACAUGAAAGAGUAA